GAAGUAAUCUUGUGUGUUUCCAACCUCACGUUUAGAUGAUAGCACCUCCUGUUAUCAGCAGCAGCCGAGGCUGCAGUAAGUGCUGUCUGCUUUAACCUCAGCAACAGUUUACCAAGGCUUCUGUAAGAGCACCUGUCAAACCCACUACCAAGGCAGAUGGCCAGAGGGGAUAAAACAGAUGAUGGAAUAGAUGAAGACAAUGGAAAGUUAAACAAGUUUAUAAAGUAUGAUGGCAUUGGGUGAAUGUGCAGUGUUUUUCUCAAGGAGCUAAGAGCAAAAGGGUAUAAGCUUAAAGUGAAAGGGAAGAAAUUUAUUAGGAACCUGAAAGACAACUUUUUCACCCAGAGAGUGGUCUAUAUAUGGAAUGAACUGCCAGAGGAAGUGGUUGAGGUAAGCACAUAAACAAGAUUUAAAAGGAACUUUCACAGGUAAUGGAUGGGAAAGGUUGAGAGGUAUGUAAGUCAAUCACAGGCAAAUGGGACUAGCUUAGAUGGGAAUCUUGGUUGACAUAGAUUAUUUGGACCAAAGAGUCUGUUUCAUACUGUCUGACUCUAUGACUAUAACCUACAGGAUGAUGACAGAUUGUAGUGGUGCUAGAAAGUUUGUGAGUUCUGUAGAACUUCCUCUUUUUCUGCAUAAAUAUGAACUGAAAUAUGAUCAGAUCUUCAUGUUAGUCCUAAAACUAGAUAAAGAGAACCUAAUUAAAUAAAUAACCCAAAAAGAUUAUACUUCAUUUAUUUAUUGAGAAAAAUGAUCCACUAUUACAUUAAUUUGUUGGGAAAAGUAUGUGAACCUCUAGGGUAAUGCCUUCUAUAAAAGUCAAGUGUUCAAAUCAAUGAGAUAAGAUUGGAGGUGUGGGUUGUCAAGGUGCCGUAACGUAUAAAAUGACACAUAAAGUCAGAUUGCUCUUCUCAAAUAAGAUCCGUUUACGUGCACCAUGCCUCAAUCAAAACAACUUUCAGAGAAUCAGAGAAGAACUGUAGAGAUGCAUGAAGCUGGAAAAGGCUACAAAAGCACUUCUAAAGACCUCAAUCCACAGUAAGAGUAAUUGUCUCCAAAUGGAGGGAUCUCAGUACUUCGCUACUCUCCCUAGGAGUGGGCAUCCUGCAAAGAUCACACUAACAGAACACCGUGCAAUGCUGAAGGAGGUGAAAAAGAACCUGAGGUAACAGCAAAAGACCUGCAGAAAUCCUAGCCUAAUUGUCCAUGAGAAGCUGGUGUCCCAUGAGCUGGCGCAGCAGCAGCCUUUCAGACCUGGUGUUACUUUAAUUUAAUUUUAAUUUUCUAUUUUAAGUUUGAUACAUAAUUUUCGAUUAGGGCACAUGGAUAACAGAGCGGCUAUCUACCAUCGCCAAAUACUACUAUAAUACAGAGAUCGCCCAAAAGCAAACCACAACUAUCUGCUAGCUGAAUUAUGCGAUGUCGGCUUGCUGAGGGGAAAGGGUCUACGAUCCUCAGAUUUGCCUGAUGUUGGGAGCCAGAGAUGGAGACAUCGAAAGUGAUGUGCCAGGAAGCAGAAGUGAAGCGAACGGGCAGGGGUCCGUGCCAGGCUAAAAGCAAACCCUAGCCGGCCAGCUGUCCUGUCCAUUCUGCUCUCCAAUGUCCGCUCCCUGGACAAUAAAAUGGACUCCAUCCGACUCCAACGUAAUACUCGGCAGGAGUACAGAGUUUGCUCCGCGUAUGUCUUCACAGAGGCAUGGCUCACUGAUGGGAUUUUGGACGGUGACAUCCAGCUAGAUGGGCUGGCUUUGUUUUGUUCGGACAUAGAUGCAGCUGUCUCCAGUAAGGUCCGCGGUGGCGGUGUCUGUGUUUAUAUUGACAGGGAAUGGUGUAAGAACUCUGUGCUAGUUUCCAGACACUGCUCAUCGUUAGUGGAGUUUGUGGCAGUUCGAUGCAGACCAUUUAUUUGCCACUGGAAUUCACCUCUGUCCUCGUAUUCGGUGUCUACAUUGCCCCCAGCGCUAAUGCUAAGGAGGCGCUCUGUGAACUGUACGGGGCUAUUAGUGAACUGCAGAACACACAUCCUAAUGGUCUGUUUAUUGUCGCCGGUGAUUUUAACCACGUGAACCUUAAGUUAGUGCUUCCCAAAUUCCAUCAGUAUGUGGACUUUGCAACAAGGGGGGAGAACGCAUUGGACCUAGUUUACAUAAAUAUUCCCGACGCGUACCGGGCAGAGCCCUGUCCCCACCUCAGAUACUCAGACCACAUCUCUGUCAUGCUAAUUCCAGCAUACAGACCGCUCAUCAGGCGUUCCAGACCAGUUCAGAAGCAGGUGAAAACCUGGCCAGCAGGAGCCAUCUCUGCUCUUCAAGACUGCUUUGAGCACACUGACUUGCACAUGUUUAGAGAGGCUACAACUGAUGGCGACUCUACCAACUGAGAGAUGUACACAGCGUUAGUGACCAGCUACAUCAGCAAGUGCAUUGAUGAUGUUACUCUGUCCAAGACCAUCACUAUACGUGCUAACCAGAAGCCAUGGAUGACCGCAGAGGUACAUGCGCUGCUGAGGUCCCAUGACUCCGCCUUCAGAGCAGGCGACAAGGCAGCUUUAACAACAGCAAGGGCCAAACUCUCCCAAGCCAUCAGAGGGGCAAAGCGUGCACAUGCCCAGCUAAUCCACAGUUACUUCCAGGACAGCGGUGACACGUGGCGCAUGUGGAAGGGCAUCCAGCACGUCACCAAUUACAAGACAACAUCACCUGACUGUGCUGGUGAUGCCUCCCUCCCAAGUGCGCUGAAUAACUUAUAUGCCCGGUUUGAGGCGGAAAAUGACAUGGCGGCGAGGAAAUCCACCUCUCCUGCGAAUGACCAGGUGUUGUGUCUCUCCGUGGCCGACGUGAGAAGAACCCUGUGCAGGGUCAACCCACGGAAGGCUGCUGGACCAGACAACAUCCCUGGUAGAGUGCUCAGAGGAUGUGCAGACCAGCUAGCAGGUGUUCUCACUGACAUCUUCAACAUCUCCCUGAGCAGCGCCACCAUUCCAACAUGCUUCAAGGCCGCCACCAUCAUCCCCGUGCCGAAGAAGUCUUCAGUGUCCUACCUAAAUGACUACCGUCCCGUUGCACUUAUAUCCAUCAUCAUGAAGUGUUUCGAGAGGCUUGUCAUGAGGCAUAUCAAGACCCUGCUGUCCCCCUCACUGGACCCCCUGCAGUUUGCUUACCAUCCCAACUGCUCAACAGAUGAUGCCAUUGCCACCACCUAGACAAAAAAGACACCUACGUUCGGAUGCUGUUCAGACUUUAGUUCAGCAUUCAACACAAUCAUCCCUCAGAAUCUGAUUGGAAAGCUGAGCCUAUUGGGCCUGAACACCUUCCUAUGCAAUUGGAUCCUAGACUUCCUGACUGGGAGAUCUCAGUUAGUCCGGAUCGGAAGCAGCAUCUCCAACACCAUCACACUGAACAAGGGGGCUCCCCAGGGUUGCGUGCUCAGUCCACUGCUGUUCACUCUGCUGACCCACGACUGUGCUGCAACACACAGCUCGAACCAUAUCAUCAAGUUCGCCGAUGACACCACCGUGGUGGGUCUCAUCAUCAAGAACAACGAGUCAGCUUACAGAGAGGAGGUGCAGCAGCUAACGGACUAGUGCAGAGCCAACAACCUGUCUCUUAAUGUGAACAAAACAAAAGAGAUGGUUGUUGACUUCAAGAGGGCAUGGAGCAACCACGCCCUGCUGAACAUCAACGGCUCCUCGGUAGAGAUCGUAAAGAGCACCAAAUUUCUUGGUGUUCACCUGACGAAGAAUCUCACUUGGUCCCUCAACACCAGCUCCAUAGCAAAGAAAGCCCAGCAGCGUCUCUACUUUUUGUGAAGGCUGAGGAAAGUCCAUCUCCCACCCCCCAUCCUCAUCACAUUCUACAGGGGUUGUAUUGAGAGCGUCCUGAGCAACUGCAUCACUGCCUGGUUUGGAAAUUGUACCAUCUUGGAUCACAAGACCCUGCAGCGGAUAGUGAGGUCAGCUGAGAUCAUCGGGGUCUCUCUUCCCGCCAUCACGGACAUUUAUACUACAUGCUGCAUCUGCAAAGGAAACAGCAUUAUGAAGGACUCCAUGCACCCAUCAUACAAUCUCCUCUCCCUCCUGCCAUCUGGGAAAAGGCUCCGAAGCAUUCGGGCUCUUAUGACCAGACUAUAUAACAGUUUCUUCCUCCAAGCUAUCAGACCCCUCAAUACCCGAAGCCUGGACUGAAACCUUGCCCUACUGUCCUGUUUAUUAUUUAUUGUAAUGCCGGUGCUGUUAUUGUGCACUUUAUACAGUCCAGUGUAGGUCUGUAGUCUAGUAUAGCUUUCUCUAUUUUUUUUUAUUAUGUAGUUCAGUCUAGUUUUUGUACUGUGUCAUGUAAACCAUGGUCCCGAAAAACGUUGUCUCAUUUUUACUAUGCACUGUACCAGCUGUUAUGGUCGAAAUGACAAUAAAAGUAGACUUGACUUGACUUGAUGAAUCACCUUCUUGAACCACUGCAGUCCUUCACAGAGCUGUUGGGAGUUUCAGGGUCUAGACAUGGUAACGGUAAACUACCGGAGAGUUUGUUACAAGACUGGACUUGGAGAGGAACCUGCAGUUUAACCAUAUAAUGUAACCAUAUAACAAUUACAGCACGGAAACAGGCCAUCUUGGCCCUUCUAGUCCGUGCCGAACGCAUACACUCACCCAGUCCCACUGACAUGGCGUUUAUGGCGUUCUAUUCUGCCAGUUGCUGUUCUCCUUCUACAUCAAAGGUUUGGAGAACCAUUUUUGGGUCAGAACUGAAGUUUGUAGUAUGAAAUUCAGCCAGCACUUUAGUGAGGUCACUGGAUACAAAAGGUGAUGUCAAACAAUGUCUAUAAUCCUUAUUUGAGAAAACAUUUAAAAUUCCACUGUGCAUACAAGUCCUGAGAACACUUGAGCAAGUCUUUAGUUAAGGUUGACUUUGGCAUUAAAGAUACAGGUGCUGGGAAGUUUGUGAACCCUGUAGAAUUGUCCCCAUUUCUGCAUAAAUAUGAUAUAUAUAUAUUAAAAAUUAUAUAAUAAUUUAUAUAAUUAUAUAAAUGUAUAAAUAUAAAAUGUGAUCAGAUCUUCACACGUCCUAAAACCAGAUAUAGUGAACCCAAUUAAACAAAUAACACACAAAACAUUAUACUUAUUCAUUUAUUGAGAAAAAUGAUCCAAUAUUACAUUUAUUUGUUGGAUGUGAAUCUUUGCUUUCAGUAACUAGUACACCAAUAACUUCAACCAAACAUUUCCAGUAACUGUUGAUCAGUCCUGCACGUUGGCCAUUCCUGCUUCAACUCUAGGAUGUUGGCGAGCUUUGUUGCAUGAGCUGCUUGCUUCUAUAAGAUUAAGCUUCAGGUGAUGGACUGCUACCCUGACAUUCUCCUGUUCUAUGUCUUGGUACAACUUUAAAUACAUUGAUCCCUCUACGAUUGCAAGCUGUCCAGGCCCUGAGGCAACAAAACAGUCUCAAACCAUGAUGCUCCUUCCACCAUGAUUUACUGUUGGGGUGAAGUUUUGGUAUUGGUGAGCAGUGCCCUUUUACCUCCUAACAUAGCAAUGCUCCUGGCACAUCCUGUAAAUUAAAAUUGCCAGGUAGUUUAGUGAUGACAUAAGGAUGGCAACAAAGAUGACAAAAUCCAAAACUCGCUGCCCCACGGUGGUGUUGCUGGUUGCAAAUUCCAAAGUGAAUUGUUUGACAAAGAGUGGAAUAUGGAGCCAAGAUCAUUUAUAAAGCUAAUGAAAUACUCAAGAUAGCUUCACCUAAAUGGUGCCUUGAAUAAACCAGCCCUUACCCUCACUCUUUAUUGACAAUUCACAAAGCUGUAUAUAACCCAGGGUUUACUGACAGGGACUAUCAAUGGUGCCUUUAAGAAAAAGAACAUAGCCCUGUUGUGUUUCAGACGUGAAGACUGUGAUUUUUGUGUUUUUCCACUAACUGCCUCUUUCCUACAAU
Hypanus sabinus (Atlantic stingray) is the source of this 5921-nucleotide messenger RNA. RefSeq lists its product as uncharacterized. The transcript has 2 exons. The coding region runs from base 2384 to 3202 and encodes 272 amino acids. Lineage: Eukaryota; Metazoa; Chordata; Chondrichthyes; Myliobatiformes; Dasyatidae. The record is from RefSeq and is a predicted model, not a curated record.